This is a messenger RNA of Mustela lutreola (European mink), 1569 nucleotides long. RefSeq names its product asialoglycoprotein receptor 1-like. The coding region runs from base 410 to 1339 and encodes 309 amino acids. Gene Ontology annotation, molecular function: signaling receptor activity. Lineage: Eukaryota; Metazoa; Chordata; Mammalia; Carnivora; Mustelidae. The transcript has 10 exons. The record is from RefSeq and is a predicted model, not a curated record.
CCCGAAUGGUAAAAAUGAGGAAGUCAGGGGGCUCCAGAGGAGCGGAAAGGGAGUAGAUACACCCCGGAGGAGGAGAGCCAAAGCUGCCCCAUAUCUACCUCUCACCUCACGCAAUCUCCCUGAGUUCCCCUCCAAUCCUUCCUCCGCUCGCUGCCUGAAGACUGGGACACUCCAGAACACAGCUUACAGCCUGCUGGGCUCAGGUCCCUUAGAGGACUCCUCCCUCACUCCACCACCACCUCCACUCUCCAGGAUUUUGUGUUUUUCCAACUUGGGUCACUGCUGCAAGAGGAACCCCCAAAUCGCAGGCUUCAGACAUUCCACAGCCUCCCCCGCAGGUCCGGCCUCUGCCUCUGCCUGGCCCCUGGCCCUGCCUUUCGGCUCUGCCGGCCGCAGUCUCAAUCCCAGCAUGUCGACGCAGUAUGAAAAAUUUCAGCACUCGGAGUGCGAGAAGCAGAGCCAGGGGCCUGGAAAUGGGCUGCCUCUGCCUCGGCCCUUCCUGAAGCAGCUGUGCCCUGGCCCUCGGCUUCUGCUGUGCUCCCUGGGCCUCAGCCUCCUCCUGCUCGUCGGCAUCUGUGUGCUGGGAUCCCAGAAUUCCAGGUUUCGGAGGGACCUGGCGACCCUGAGAGCAACUUUCAGCAACUUCACUGCAAACACUGAGGCCGAGGUCCAGGCGCUGAGAUCCCAGGGAGGCAAAAUGCAAGAAGUGAUAACAUCUCUGAAAGCCGAGGUGGAAAAUCAGAAGCAGGAGGUGCAGGCAGCCCGUAGCUUGAAUGACAAGGUGUUUUCCCUGGAGAGCAAGCUCGAGAAGGAUCAGCAGGAGCUCAAAGCAGGUCAUUCCGAUACACUCCUUCUGGUGCAGCGGCUGGCCAGAGACCUGAGAUCCCUGACUUGCCAGAUCGUCGCUCUCAAGAGCAACGGGUCUCAAAAUACCUGCUGCCCCCCUAACUGGCUGGAGCACGAGGGCAGCUGCUACUGGUUCUCCGGCUCCUCCGAGAAGACGUGGGCAGAUGCGAACCUGUACUGCCGGCAGGAGAGCGCACACCUGGUGGUCGUCAACUCCAGAGCCGAGCAGACUUUUGUGCAGGAGCACAUCAGCUCACAAACGUGGAUGGGCCUCACUGACGCUGACGGAGCCUGGAAAUGGGUGGACGGGACGGACUACGAGACCAACUUCAAGAACUGGAAGCCAGACCAGCCAGACAACUGGGAUGGGCACGGGCUGGGCGGGGGCGAGGACUGCGCACACUUCGAAGUCGACGACGGCAAGUGGAACGACAACACCUGCCAGAGGGUCUUCCGCUGGGUGUGCGAGACCAGCCUGGGCAGGGCCAGCUAGCGCCGCGGGGGUGCCUCCUGCAGACCUCCCGGUCCAGACGCAGGGAGGGGGAGGGGCCUUCCCUGAGACCCUUACCAGGCGGUGGGGAGAGGACCAAGCCUGUGGAGGUUGGGCUGCUGCCACCACGAUGUUCUCCUUGGCGUUCAAAAGACUCUCUAGAGUUCUUCAAGGUUUUGCCUUUUUAACCUGGUGCAUCGAGGUGUCAUGACAUAUAAAACUGUAAGACAUUU